AUGAGGGAAUCCAACUUUUGCAAUCCCGCCCAGAACAAGGCGAGCGUCUGCAUUUCAUCCGCCGUCUAUGAUCGCAGAGCCAUCGACUGCACGGCAACGCUGCCGCUCAUCAAUUCGCUUAAUCACCUUGCCUACCUCACCUCGACCUCACCACGCAUCAGGGAGAUGGUCACGCUCGAUGGAGGUCUCGAACGUCUCAUUCGCAUCCUACGCACCGUACCAAAGACGCCAUCUCCGCAGGUUCGUGCUUUCUCGAUCAAGGAGAUGCAGGCGGUGUGGAAGUGGAGUCUCGCUUUCCAGUGCGUCGUCAACAUCGGCGUGCGUGGCAGCGAGAGCGUCCGAACCCGCGUCGUCGAGGCAGGCAUGGUCCCCGUCACCAUCCGUGUGCUCGAGUCCUAUCUCCGAAGCAUGGACAGGCUAAAAGACGAGCGACGCAAGGAGGCCUUGUUGCAUCAUCAACGUCACGAAGCACGUCGGGAGGACCGCUCGCAUCGAGACCGAGCCGAGCCCGCCUCGAUGUCCAACGCUCACCUUAACGCCGUCGACGAGGAUCGCGCGCGGCGACAUCACGCUUCGCACGACGCUCAAGCCGCACCACCUGCCGUCGAUCACGAGACGUCUUACGCACCUGCAAACGCGCCAUUAAAUCCAACGCGCAGCGCCGAGACCCUACCAACAGCACACUAUACGACCGCGCCUACACCACAGAAUGCACCAAUACACGCCAGCGCACAAGAACGUCUCCUUGCCGAGACACGACCCACCACGCCGCUCGAGGGUCCCGUCUCGACACGGCGUACAUCUGUGUUCGCCGAUAUGGAAGCACAAAGCAGCGUGGACGGCUACCUCCCGCCUCAAGCCUCUCCGGUCCCUCUUGUCGAUGCCAAUCAAGCUCACCCUGGGAUGCCCAUGAUCGACGCGAUCGACCCUCUUUCGCUCGCAUCCUCCGGCGGCGUUCCUGCUGUCGCGCCUGAUGGCACACCCAGGGCGCUGAGCUCCGCGCAGGCUGGCAGCUCUGCCGAGGAUCUGCGAAGUCAUGCUGCCGAGGCAAGUGGCAGCGGAUCCGACGGCGCCGAAGAUGCCGAGAUGUUUGCAGACGACGCCGACGACAGCGAAGUCGAUGCAGUGCAGUCUUUUGCAGCGCGAUCCAACGACUCGGAAGCUUUGCAGAUCAACACUCAGAACCAGAUGAGUGCCGACGACGACUUUGAAGACCGCCGCACUCCACGUCCUGCUCGCCGCGCACUCGCGCCGCUGUCUGGUCAGGAUGCACCUUCGCGGUCCCCACAGAGCUUCAUUACACCUAACAGGCCGACGAACACACACGCGCCGCCUCUUUUUGAACGACAAGACACCGUGCGGCCUUCGCGAGGCUUCGCCGCCGCUUCGGGCUCGCGGGACGUGGCCUCCACCAAUGUGGCUCACACAGCGCUUGCGGCACAGAUUGGUUCGCGAGACUCGACCCGCCAACGUGACUCGCUCCCUGAUCGACAAUCUUCAGCGGAGCAGUCGUUGCACAGCGAGCAGCAGGACAUGCACGAACAGGCACAAUUAGCUGCGUCACAACAGACACGCCACCAACACCAUCAGCAGCAGCAGCAUCAUCACCACCACCAUCACCAUCACCAUCAUCAUCACCAUCAACAUCAGCAGGAUCAGCAGCAAGAUGCACAGAUGGCGCGCCAGGACGCCCGACAGCAUCAGCACGCUGCUCCUCGUGAUGAAGCACGUACUGCCACCCAGAGGACUACGCAGCCUCCUGCAGAUGCAGCGGUGGCCCAUCCAGCUGUUGUGCAACUGAGCAACCUGGCUGACACCAAUGCGCGAGCAGGUAUUGACGUUGUCUACCGUGAAGAAGAGGUUUUGCUCAGCCUUCAGCUGCUUGCCUAUCUCUCGAAGUACGCACACGUCCGUAUCCUGUUCCACUCGUCCGACUUCACCGGCGCAUCGCUCACGGGUCCCCUUGACGUGCUCAACGAGGAGCUCGAGCAAGCCACCAAACGCAACAAGAGUUGGGAUCCAUCCGAACCUCCGCGCAGCAACGUCUUCUCCAUCGCCGAAAAGUUCACGCUCCGAUCCUCGCGCAGCUCUUCCAGCUACCCCGCGCCCCGCCUCUCCAUGGAGAUCCAGUACUGGGCUGGCGUGAUCAUGCGUAACGCGUGCCGCAAGGACGAAUCGCGAGGCGGGAUCCGCCAAUGCGCCAACAUGCUCUGUGGCAAGUGGGAGGAGUAUCCUCGCGAAUUCGCCAAGUGCCGCCGUUGCCGCAAAGCCAAAUACUGCAGCAAGCAAUGUCAGAGCAAAGGCUGGCAAAUGGGUCAUCGCUACUGGUGCAGUGCCAAAGCGGACGAAGGCGAUGCCAAGGACAAGGAGCGCGAGAAGGCGAACGAUGCUCAGCGAGCGGGACGCCACGAAGAUGGCGACGGCACUGGACCUCAUAUUGUGCCAAUGACCGCCCACGAUGCUGGACACGCGGGCUUUGCAGGCGCACUUCCUACUGAUGGAGGGGAUGGGCUUCGUAAUGCCAAUGCGCAGCGACUCCCUCGCGCCGGCGAAAUCGAUCUCGACGAUAUGAACGACAACGAUGUCAACCGAAGGCGGUGGCAAGCCGAAAACUCGGAGGCACACGUCACGCGUGAUGGACGUAGUCGAGCCCGCAGCAAUGCUCGCCCGAACAUGGACCUGUCUGCAGGUGGUUCCACCCAUGUGUCCGCCGCAGCAUUCGGUACCCAUCAGCAUCGAUCUGGUGGCGACGUGACGGCGGACGGCAAUCCCAUGGAUGCGCAUGCCCUUGCUGGGGCUCGACCCGGAAGCUCGUCGGAGAUGCAUCGUCUCGCACCCUCUGCAUCAUCGUCUGUAGACAUGCUCGUAGACCCGAGGCAUGUUGCCAGCGCUAGUGAGGCCGACGAGGCAUGGGCCGGAGCUGCUGCCGGAUCUGGCGCGAUAGCGUCGGCGCCUUACUCGAACGUAUCUGGCGUAGCUGGAUCUGCAUCGACUCCACGAUGGUACGGCGCUGAUCGUGGCGGUCUGGCGGACGGAAGCGUUGGUGCGUUUUCGUCCAACGCAUCAUCUCCUGCUCGAGCCUCGCAUGUCGACAGCUCUGCUCAAUCGUCUUCGCGAGGCGCUCGUCGCAGUGCGCUGCCUGGCUCUAUGGGGCUGCCCUCGUCGAUGCUACGCCAGGACCUGCGCGACCGAAGGGUCACGAGCCUCGCCAGUCUAGAUACUGUCGAUGGCUCCGACAUUAGCGAGGACGAAACGGAGCGACGACUCGCUCAGACCCAGGGGAUCCUUCCGGCCUUUGCCGCCGCCGCCGCUGCUGCAGGGCUUCGUGCUCGCGAGGGUGAAGCUCCUCCGCAAGCGCCUCAGCGGACAGACUUGGCAGGACGACCUCUGCCACCACCGGUCAUCGCGUCUCAGAACGGCGAAGAGGACGAGCUGGCACUGGGCGGCCGCGCUACACCGGGCGUUGGUGGAGAGCAAGACUUUGCCACGGGCGAGAUCGACCAGAUGCUCGGCCACUGGGCCACGAGGAGGCCAGGUGGAAUCGGCAUGCAGCAACGACUGGCUGAAGUGCGUCCUGAUCUACCUUCACCCGAGCGAUCGCUGUCGCCCGAAGCCGUAGCCACGUACGGAGCGGAUCCCUCUGAAGCGACCACGGGCGCUCGUUCGGAUGACGAGGAUCUCGGCGCCACGUCGAGAGCAGCUCGGUACGCAGGGCUGUACGGACAGGCGCCGUUCCAAGCCGGCAUCGUGCGUGGCCAGACGCCGCAGCCGCACCAUCGACUGCAUCAGCAACGGUCUGCAAGCGGCUUCAGCCAGUUCGGUGCGCAUGGACCGAGGUUCGGCUACGGCGAGUCGAUGGGCGAGCCCUCGACGCUGCAGGGCUACAGACCAUCGUCGAUGGUGUCUUCUCCGCUCGCGCAGACGCCUGUGCGCCGUAACAGCGGACACCACCUCCAUGAGGCGUCGACCAGCAUCGUCAGCAACCUGGAGCACGCCGCGCAGAGUCUGAGGCAUGUGAACCAGCGACCUGCCAGCAGUGCUAGCAGCUUAGCAGGUGGACAUGCUUAUGACGACGAUGUGGCCAUGACCAAUGAUGUCGCUUCGGAUCAAGGGGCUGCUAGCUCCAGCCAUUCCCGAUUCGCGUCGUCAGAGGAUGAGGUGCUGGACGACGGCGACGAUCGCGAUGAUAUCAGCAUGGAGUUGUAG
Messenger RNA from Kalmanozyma brasiliensis GHG001, 4206 nucleotides. RefSeq names its product Zinc finger, MYND-type. The coding region runs from base 1 to 4206 and encodes 1401 amino acids. Lineage: Eukaryota; Fungi; Basidiomycota; Ustilaginomycetes; Ustilaginales. Gene Ontology annotation, cellular component: MUB1-RAD6-UBR2 ubiquitin ligase complex. The transcript has a single exon. Gene Ontology annotation, biological process: establishment or maintenance of cell polarity; ubiquitin-dependent protein catabolic process. The record is from RefSeq and is a predicted model, not a curated record.